AUGAAAGCAUUUCAACAUCGAAGAUUUUUACAACUUUAUGAUGUAUUGAAAACAAAAGAAGACAUUUGUCUUAUUAUGGAAUUAAUUAUUGGUGAAAAAUUAUUUGAACGUGUUAUUAAUGAUGAAUUUAUAUUAACAGAACGUCUUUGUGAAUUAUAUAUGAUACAAAUCUAUGAAGGAGUGAAUUUUAUGCAUUCAUGUAAUGUUGUUCAUCUUGAUAUGAAGCGUUUCUUUCCGACACCAAAUAUUAAUCCUAAUGGUAAAUAUGUUCUUAUUAGUGGUUGUGAUACUGGAUUUGGUCGUGGAUUAGCUAUUGAACUUGACAAACAAGGUUUUUAUGUUCUUGCUGGUGUUUAUAUUCCUGAUAAUGUAAUCACUCUCAAAGAUAAACUUUCAUCAAGAGCUACAGUCUUUCCUCUUGAUAUUACUAAACAAGAAGAUAUUGAGGCAGCAUUUGAAUUAGUCAAAAACAAAACAAAAGUUCUUCAUGGACUGGUUAAUAAUGCUGGUAUUGCUAUUGUUGGUUAUAUUGAUUGGACAUCGAUGGAAGCUAUGCGUAAAGUGAUGGAUGUGAAUUACUUUGGACAUGUUGCGAUGACAAAGAAAUUUUUACCUUUAUUGAUCGCGAAACGUGAUUCACGUGUUGUUAAUAUUUGUUCUGCGGCUGGUUAUAUCACGUCACCAAGUUUAUCUGCUUAUUGUGCAUCAAAAUAUGCUCUUGAAUCGUUUUCUGAUUGUCUUCGACGUGAAAUGUUUCCAUGGGGUUUACGUGUUAGUGUUAUUGAACCAGGAUUUAUGCGAACACCCAUUAUUGAAGGGCAUUAUGAAUCAUUUCCAAAUUUUUGGAAUCGACUUUCAAGUGAUAUACAAGAGCGAUGGGGAGAAAAUUUUCUUAAAACAAAAUAUGAUAUUGAAAAAAACAAUCCCUUCGUGAAAUAUGCCGAGGAUCCUAUGAAAGUCGUUCGAGCUCUUCAACAUGCUGUUAUGAAUACAGUUCCUUGUAUUCGCUAUCGACCUGGUUUACAAUCAAGCAUUAUCUUUUUUCCAUUAUCUAGAUUACCUGAUUGGAUUCUUGACCGAAUCUUAAUGAUUGUAGAAAAUCUGCAUGCUAUUCCUGCAAACGUUAGCAAACAACUUACAGACUAA
Molecule: messenger RNA, 1146 nt
Organism: Rotaria sordida
Lineage: Eukaryota; Metazoa; Rotifera; Eurotatoria; Philodinida; Philodinidae
Source: the annotation of a GenBank genome assembly